CAAUCAUUUCAUUUCAUUUUCUUUUAUACUUUAUAUUGGUUUUGUUUUUUUUUUGCUACUCCUACUUUACAACAAAUUUACGAGUAGAAAGAAAGAAGAGCUUUUGAAAGAGAGAGAGAGAAGAAAAACGACAAUCAUUAUCAUAAUCAAUCAGAUCAGAAAAAAUGGACGGUGGAGGAGCAGUGGACGGUGGCGGUGGUGUGCCAGCUCAUCCUGGCGGAGGAGACGCCGUGAUGACGGAGGCUCAGCCGGAGUCUCAGAACUCGAUGAUGCCGAUGUCGGCGACGGCGGCGACGACGGAGAACAUAUCGGCGACGUUGAGUCACGGAGGGAGGUUUAUUCAGUACAAUAUCUUCGGUAACAUCUUCGAAGUCACCGCCAAGUAUAAGCCUCCCAUUCUGCCGAUCGGCAAAGGCGCUUACGGCAUCGUUUGCUCGGCCUUGAAUUCGGAGACGAAUGAGCACGUGGCGUUGAAGAAGAUUGCGAAUGCGUUCGAUAACAAGAUCGAUGCGAAGAGAACUCUACUUGAGAUCAAGCUGCUUCGUCAUAUGGAUCAUGAAAAUUGAUUCCUUUCUUGCCUUUUCAAAUAAUAAGAUUAGUGUGUACUGACUACUGAGGUCUUGAAUUGAUAUAGCAUUAUAGUACAAUAUGUAUCCAGCAUUUUCUGCACUAGCUCUUGCCAUCUUCCAAGAAAUUGCUCCUUUGCCAGACUCCUCUUGGAUACAAAUUCGUUGGUAAUUUUUUUAUGUAAAUAUUUGAGAUCAACUUCUCAUUUUUUAUGGUAACUUGUUUAAAUUAUUUGAUCUAAAUAGUUGCAAGUUAUAUUAUGUUGUGAUAUAUCAUCUAUUAGUUGAGAUGUCUUUUUGUGCAUGGUUGUUAGUUUUGUGUUGGUGUAGUUGGGAUGAUCAUGUAUCGUUGGAUACAUGUGUCUAUACUAUAUGGUAAGUUUUGUAUUGACUUUAUUAGUAUGUAUAGUCUAAACGUCUAAUCCAUAAGCAUGUAACUUUAUUUUGGGCCAGUGUAAAUUUCAGAUAUUAGGCCUAAUCUUGUCCAAC
Molecule: messenger RNA, 1055 nt
Organism: Quercus lobata
Lineage: Eukaryota; Viridiplantae; Streptophyta; Magnoliopsida; Fagales; Fagaceae
Product: mitogen-activated protein kinase homolog D5-like
Exons: 3
Coding region: 165-566 (133 amino acids)
Biological process (GO): protein phosphorylation
Molecular function (GO): protein kinase activity; ATP binding
Source: RefSeq, a predicted model, not a curated record